CCACCAAACAAAAAACCCACCUCUUCGACCCGUCCCUUGCGCCGGUCGAAUCUCCUUCCCAAACUCGCCCACCAUAGCUUCCAUCUUCACUCGUCUUUUCGGCUCCUUCGCCGGCCCCUCCCCCGCCACCAUGGCCUCCGCAAAGACCAAGGCUCAGAACCUGAUCAACGAGAAUGGCGUCGUCGUCUUCUCCAAAUCCUACUGCCCCUACUGCGUCGCCAGCAAGCGCCUCCUCAACGAUCUGGGCGCCGAGUACAAGGUCCUGGAGUUGGAUCAGAUCUCCGACGGCCAAGCCAUCCAGGAUGCUCUGUACGAGAUCUCCUCGCAGAAGACCGUGCCCAACAUCUUCAUCAGCCAGAAGCACAUCGGCGGCAACUCGGAUCUGCAGGGCAAGGACCGCGCGCAGCUGAAGCAGUUGUUGACGGCUGCGGGGGCUUUGAAGGCUUAGAUUUCCACCCAGGGGUAAUAGGGUGGAUCAUGUCGGGGAGAUAGAAUUAGGUUGAAUAUACUUUGGUUAUUGUUCGA
Molecule: messenger RNA, 525 nt
Organism: Aspergillus aculeatinus CBS 121060
Lineage: Eukaryota; Fungi; Ascomycota; Eurotiomycetes; Eurotiales; Aspergillaceae
Product: glutaredoxin
Exons: 3
Coding region: 131-448 (105 amino acids)
Biological process (GO): cellular response to oxidative stress
Cellular component (GO): nucleus; cytoplasm
Molecular function (GO): glutathione disulfide oxidoreductase activity
Source: RefSeq, a predicted model, not a curated record